AGAAGGUUUCAGAUACAUUGUUGUGCAAGUUGGAUGUCAUUUGGAUUAAUACAAAGUGUUAGAUAAGUAAGUAGAACUGAAAUGCACAAGGUUCAUACAAGCGCGGGACACUCACACAGGCGCGCGUGUGCAGACGACACUGCAAUCGACCUAUGUAGUGGUGGUACAGUCCGACCGCGCGCUCUUGAUACUUCGGAUCAGUUUCCCAACAAGGAAAGGCCAGAGCUGCAAACUUUUGUCGCUCCACAAGUGAUUAAAAUACCAGUGAAUAAACCCGUAAAUGUACACUUUUGUUCAAAUAUUAGUGCAUUUAAAAUUCAUUUCUUAAUUUUUUGUUUAACUUAAUCGUCGCGAAAGUGCUCUAAUAUGGAUUUAAUAAAAUAUUACUCGUAAAUUGUGGGGACAAAUAUUACAAACAAACAGUGCCGGUGUUCAGCAACCGAAUAAAAGCGUGUUCAACCGAAAUUUAUCCGAAUUUUUCGUAAUUUUUUACAUUUUUCGGAUGGUCGGCUUCAAGUAUCAAGAGCGCCGGAGCGCCGGAGCUCGGUCGCAGUAAAUACAAGGUAAUGGCUAAGUACGCACGCCGUCUAGUACGGUGGGCGCGCUCGGUGCAGUCCCGCCUAUGCACAAUCGGUGGAGCGUCGCAUUUCCGUUCCCGGCAGACAACUGGACCACAACACGCGACAUUACCGCUAAAAACCUCCGAAAAAUAAACAAAAAUUACUAAAAAAAAAUCUGACCACAGACUAUAUUUUAUAAAAAAAAAUAUUCAUAUCAUCGCGUAGUGGCUUCGAAAUACGAAAACAAAUCGAAAAGUAAAAAAAAAAAUAUUUUGGGAUUUAGUGAGUUUUUCUGAAUUUCUCUUCGUAUUUAAUAAGUGCGGCUCUUCACUGAGAUGCAAGACACAUAUCACAUGGAAACUUAGGGCCCGAACUAUAUUUUUUAUUUAGUAUAAAAUAAGUAAUAGAAGGAAUAUUUUUGUGAAAAGUGACUACCGUGAUGUGUUACAAUAUAUUAUGCAGUGACAGUGUGAUCGCUGUGAAAUACGGCUGAAUGGAUUCGUGAUUACAUGACGAGGUGACGCCGGUAUUGUUAUUGCGACUUUUUUUCGUUUUUUUUACAAAAAUUACUACCGAAGUGUCAAACUGGACGGAAGAGGAACCGGCCGCCUCUGACGCAUGUCUAGAACGGGUGGCGGAGGAGUUGAUGGGUCGAAGAAAAUGGAAACUAUAUCAGGACGCGUUAAUACCAAAACGAGGGGAGGCAGAAUUAUCGAGCGACGAGGAAUCGGUCCAGACAGACCCUCCACCUGCCUUGAAGAUCAAGACCAUAGAACAGAUCAACGAGGACGAAACAAAGGAAGAAAGAGUGGAAGAAAAGGUGGCUCGAAGGCCAGAAACUAUUCUAGAGUCAUUGAUCAAGCGGCCUGCCACCCAACCGAAGCUGGAAGUAGCCGAGGAACCAGCAGAUUGGAAGCCGCAGGACAAAUGCUACUUCUGUACGGAUGGUGAGCCGGGAGGAGGCGAGAACAGGCCAACCGGCGCUAUGAGUCCCGCGUCGGAGUCAGACAGCAGUUCGGUGUCGGGCGCGAAGAGCCCGGCCUCCGCGCCGCCGCUGCUGCAACACCUCCUCCAACUUCAACUGCAGGCGCAGAACCCUCAGACUAUAGCACAGGGCUACACGGACAUGUGUGUGCAGUUUCAGCAGAUGCUGACUGCCUUGGCGGCGCUGGGCAGCGGGCUGGUGCCGCCGCCGCCGCUCUCGCAACCCUGGAUGAUGCAGCGGCUCGUCCAUAGGCAGACGGAUAGACCGCCAGAGGUGGGUGAGAAGGCGCCGGCGUCUUCAUCCCCGAACCUUGCAGAGCAGCCUCUCGAUCUGAGCGCCAAGUCCACCUCCAGCACGAGUGGAACUCCUCCACCGGAUAAUAAGCACUUGGAUAACAGAUUGAAGCGCCCCGCUCCGGACGGUGCCAGCAACAGCUCGGGUCGGCGCGCCUACACCGAGGACGAGCUGCAGUCCGCCGUCCGCGACAUCCAGUCCGGCCGGCUGGGCACCCGGCGCGCUGCCCUCAUCUAUGGCAUACCGCGCUCCACCCUGCGCAACAAACUCAACAAGUUCGGCACUCCCGUCGACCAAGUCGACUCAGAUAAUGACAGCGAUGCCGAGCGUCCUGACUCGCCUCCUUCAGUCAUCCUCAAAAUACCAACAUUCCCCCCACCAGACGACAAAAGUCCCUCCCCAGCUGGACAAAUACAAGCGCCCAUCACUCCGAUAACGCCGAUGCUCCCUACCGCUCAACCAUCACUCAAGGCGCCAUCGCAGCUGCUGCUCCCACCCUCCGUGUUUGCUGACCCUCCCUCGACACAACACCUGUUCACGUCCCUCAGUGACGUCAUCGCUAAAAGCAUCAGCCAGAAGUUCCAGCAACCUCUAGAUAGGCCUCACCAUCAACCCAGUGACCUCAUGUAUCCACGAGGACCUGACAGACACGUCUCUGUCAUUAAAACGCCACCUGACAACCAGCGCUACGCCGCGCCAGGUAACUCCAAGGCCACUCCCAACAACAACGGGCAGCCGGCCACCGGAGGCAAGGGCACGCGGCCCAAGCGGGGCAAGUACAGGAACUACGACCGCGACAGCCUCGUGGAGGCGGUGAAGGCCGUGCAGCGCGGGGAGAUGUCCGUGCACCGCGCCGGCUCAUACUACGGCGUGCCGCACUCCACGCUCGAGUACAAGGUGAAGGAACGUCACCUCAUGCGACCACGGAAGCGUGAGCCCAAGCCACCCCAAGACACUGCUAAACCACAGCCACCAAAGCCACCGCCACCGAAACCGCCAACGAAACCGUUCUCUAACGGUCUCAACGGCCCGGAGGCUCCGGGCUACCCGCCUGGCUACCCAUAUUGGCCUGGCACUGGGUUCCCACCACCACCAGCUCCCGACUUGUACGCCUCACACAUGAUGCGACGACUGCGCGAAGAAGCGCCACCACCAGCCAAUGGUUCGUUUUUGGAGGGCAUCAUUCGAUCCAGCCUGGAGCGACCUGCGCUGCUGCAGCGGCUAGCGGCGCCACCUGGUGGGGAGGCAGUGCGGCGCGCGCCCACCAGCGACGGCGACGAGCCGCCCGCGCGCCGGCCCCGGCUGGACAGCUCGGACCAGGCGCUAGCGGCCGAGAUGCGCGAGGCGGUGCAGCGGCUGCGCGCGGACAAGCUGCGGCCGCGCAACGGCACGCCGACGCCGCCGCCUGCGCCCCCGGCCGAGCCGCCGCCGCCGCCGGCCGCCCCCCGGACCGCGCCUAGUGCGCUAGACGCCCCGAUCUCCUCAGUCUUUGUGAUAAUAAUAUGUAAAGUACAUUCCGCCGGGCGGCCCGCCCGCUCGCCGACUCACGCUAGUGCAAUACGGCCCGCUGAGGUUUGUCGUCCGAGACUCGCGUCACCCGUGUAUACUGUUGUAGUGACAAUAACUUAGUCGCAGGCUCCGCGCGCCGGCCCUUGUCUCGGUAUGUAGUGUCUCCUCUUUAUGUUUCCGCUUCCUCGGUCAGUCCGGACAGUCCUCACACACACGUAUCCACAUCGACACAUUAUCACCAAAUAUCACAAUAGUUACCUAAAAGUCACAACCAGUUCAAUAUAUCACAGCUUUACUAAUGCAAUAUCACAAUAAUAUAGAGUAGUUAGUGUCCCAUGACAGAGACUCGGAUGCCGUCGGUUGUGGCUUGCAGUCGCGUCCAGUAGUACACGAGUUGUUGCCCCGUCUUCUGUUAUCUGUAACUCCUCGCUUGCGCGGCGAUCAGGCGCAAUCUGUCACUCCAUCUCCUAAAUUCAAAUGAACACGAAACCAUUGUAGGGUAGAACGACACUGCACGUUGCAAGCGGCGCUAGGGUUGUCCAAAAUUCACGCAAAUCCAGAGAGCCUCAAAUUUUGACCUUGUUUUAAGUAAAAGACAACCAAAAGUUAACGUUAUAAAUUAACUAUUUAAAAUAAUUUUUAAGUAAUAAAAACAAUGUAACAAAUUAAUUAUAAAGCUAGCUAUGAGUGUAAAUGUUAUCGAUUUUUAAGUGAACUAUUGCAGAUUUUGUGCGGUGUUUUUAUAAUUAGAUAGGUAAUAUAUUGAAUGAAAUUAUUAGCGCUAUUGGCGGGUAGUGCGGUUGUGGUAUUGUUGGUCGCGUCGCCGCCGUCGCGUCGUCGCAUCGCCGUCGUGUCGUUGUCGUGUCGCCGCCGUGUCGCGCGACGUCGUACAGGCACUAGCUGCGGACGGUAUUGGCGUCUCAACGGUCGGCUGAGCUUCGCCUACACGAAGCUAUGUUCGGACUUAUGUGCAAUUAUUAUUUUGUAUAAAAUAGUAAUUUUAACUGUGUCUAAGCUAACACGUGGAUUUCCAUAUUACUGAAUGUGAUAUUUAGGUAUUACGAGUGCGGUUUGAUCACGAUUGACGAGCUGCGGGGACCGCCGGGCCCCGUCAUAUAUACACGUACGUACAUUAAAUACAUCUAGUGAACUUAUAUAUUUUAUGUACUAUUAUUGUAUCUUAAGAAGAUAAUAUUCUUAUUUUUCAUGGUCCAAGUUUUAAAUGUUUUAUCGACUAUACAAAAAUGUGGAUAAUCAUUAUUAUAUUCUUGUCGACUUUAAAAAUUAUAAUUAGCCCAAAAAUCCUCAAAAAAAAAUGAUAUCUUCAAAUUUGUGAAAUUUUUUGGUGUUCAAUCAAAAAUAUAUUAUGGAAGUACGAGAUGAAAAUGUAUACGCUCUCCCAAAAUUAAAUUUAGGUAAAAACUAUUUGGAUAUAAAAUUAUCAUACGAUACUUAUUGUAAGUUAUGUGUACAUGUGCGCCUCAUGGAAAUUAAGAAGUCUUUGUAUUAUGUAUGUAAUUAAAAUAUACAUAAUUAUAUUAUAUACAAGUUAAAAUUUUAUGUCGUACAUUUUUCUUCGGAGACCACGAGUGAUGUGCAAAAUAGAAGUACACGAGGGCACUCGAUAUAUCGACAUAAUAUUGUUAUAUUAACUAAUAUAUCUUUCUCGGACCGAAGCGAAACAAUUUAUUAUAUACAAGUGAUAUAUGAAAUCAUAAUCCAAACAAAUACAUAUCCCCCAUGUCGAUAUGUCGAGCUCUCUCAACAAAUGGUAAAAAAAAACAAAAAUUUUUAUAUUCAAAAUUUUAAACUAGUCGAUAGCAUGUCUUCACUUUUGUUUCUCUGUGCAUAAUUUUCGACGUCUUUUUAGCAUUUAAUCUUAAUAAAAAAAAGUUAAUCUAUAAACGUUAUGUGCAUUUAUCCGAGUGAUGAAUACUUUUGUAUAUUGAAAACAGAUUAUAUUAGAUUAUUUAUCGUCGUGUUGACAUCCCUACCAGACCGCAUUUCGAAAUUUGAAAUGAAAUAUUUAAAGAUCGAACAACUUUUUUUUUCGAAAAUACGUACACGAAUCUGUGUGUUAUGCCUGACAUUUGUUGAUAGCUUAAAACAAAAAAGUUAUUUUGUGUAAGUUUGUACAGACAUAGGAUGGGACAUUUUGCAAAGAGAAUUUAGAUAAUAAUCAACAUUCCGUUUAGAAUGUUAUUAGAUUUUUUUUUAAUUAAUAAUAUAACUAUUUUUUGCAUCGGGAACAAAUAAUUAUGUUGUUUAAUCUUAUUUUGUAACGUUAGUUAAUUUUUAAGUGGCUUUAUUUUAUAAAAAUAACCUUUAUAUAUGAUUAAUUGUCAUAUUAUAUUGAGAUGUUAUACAUUCAUUGUUUUUGUGCGAAGUGUUUGGGGUUCUAUUCCCGAUUAAAGAGAGUUGCGACUGAUAUGUAAUAGAAAAUAGCCGAGUGCUGGUGGCACUGGCUCGGUCGGUACAAAUGGUAUACACCGCCUUAACACUUAAAAAUGUUAUUGACAGUGAUCUCUACACUACUUAAAAUAAUAAUCAUGGCGAGGCGAAGGAUCCAACUCUAACAGCGAGACAGUUUUAAUAUUAAAUUUAUUUCCGUUACAUUGAUUAUUUUUUUUAGUAAAACAAGAAUGGAACUGUUGUUCUCAAACACAUGAUGCACCAAAGCGGAAGAGAAAUAUUAAUUUACAAAAGAUACAAAACAACUGCCUCCAUUCAAAUACCUCAUUCAAUAGCGAUGCAAACUUACUUAAUGUCAUUUAUACAGAGUACACACGACGCCAACGGUCAGCCAUGUUGUUUGAUAACUCCAGUUUUAGUCGCUAGAGGUCACUGGUUUAUUAGUGAAUCAUUUUUAUUGUAUAUUGUUCAAUCAUUUUUCCACAUAGUUUAAGAAUUUUAGUUAAUAUUGUAGCGUAUUUUUCAAUUAAAUAGGUAGUCCGUAGCAAUUCUUUAAUAUUUUUCUUGUUAAUUUUUUUUUUUUCGUAAAUGUAAUAAAUUCUCCGUAAGGGUUAGGUUAGUCUUGAACGGUCCUCAACUGGUCCAGGAACAAAAGACAAUGAAGGGAAUGUUGCAUUUUUUAAUUAAAACGUUAAAUAUUAUCGUACUAAGCGGCCGCGGCGUCGCUGCUCGCGUCCGAUGCGUCUGCCCUCGUACGCGUAUCCGACCGAAAUGCGAACACUUUGACACUUUCUUAAUUUGACUUUCGAAUUGCAGAAUUCGAUUUUUGAAUUUGAAACGUUGAGCGCGGCUUCUCGUAAAAGACAUUGCCAGGAUGUUAGUUUACGAAACAUUUUUAUGGACACGAAGUUGUUUGUUUGUGUGACUGUACCUAACUUCAUGUCGAUUCCCAACUUCACACUGUGCCGCCGUGUAGUUCGAUCAUACGGGAGAUGUUAUACUUAGUUAGUACUCUAUUUUGAACGCUGUGCCCACCCGUGUAAAGUUGAGAAUCGACUUUUCUUAUAAAUGUAAGAAUCACCUAAUGUCGUCACUAAUUGUUUUCCCUUUUACAUCUUGUAUGUAUUUCUAGAUGGUUAAUUUUAAAACAUUAAUGAUUAUUGUACUACUAUUACAAUAAUUGACUUAUUAUUAUUGACAUUUAGCAUUAUCGUGGAAAGGUAUAGAAUAUUGAAUGAUGAAAGUUUUUUAAACGUCUUGCUAGACGGUCUCGAAUGUUCCACAUUCGUGAUGAAUUUUUUUUUAUAAAAAAUAUGUACAACAAGAAGCAUUUAAUUUUAGAAAUAUGAGAUACCUAUUAUGUUAUAAAUUUAAUGAAACGGUAGCAGAUCAAGUGUUUGCUAUCUCGAUGUAUUUAUUUGAAAUAACGCUUAAAAAUAUUACAUCACACUGCUGGGGACAUUUAAAAUCUUUGAAUGUUGUCUUUGCGAAAUUUUAUUAUUGGGAUUCUUUUUGUGAUUUACAAACAAAUCAGUUAGGUAAUGGACCAAUGUAUAAGAUAGAUAAACCUGUUAUUUCCCGAAGAAUCGAGAAUGGCUCACGUUUUUUUUUUUAUAAUAUUAUAUAAACUGCGCAAUGAGCUAACAAGAUCAAAUUAUAAUAUUGUUAUUUAAUUAUUGAGUACAAGUUUUAAUGAAAUAUUUUUUUUUUUCAAUAUACCUUACUCGCCUCUUUAUUUUUGUUAUUUUGUUCCUUUAGUUUUUAUUAUUAUUGUUUAAAUCAUAAACAGAUGAUUAGAUUUCGAGUUUAAUUUAAGCAACUCAUAAUUAUUUUUAUUAUAAAUUAUAUAAAAUAUAUAUAACUUUAUCUUUCAAUUCCUCAGUAUGAAAAGUGAUGUUUAAAUACAUUUCCAGAACCGUUAUCGCGAACGAAUAAAGAGAAAAAUCGUAAAAAUUGGCAGAAAAUUUAUGUGAUUGGCGCCACCACUAUUGUAUUAAAUCUAGUCAAAUUUUUUAGGAUGGUUGAAAAAAAUUGAGAAGCUAAGCUUAGGAUGAUUCGACUGAAUUUUUGAUAAAAAAAAAAUAAUUAAACAAACGUCCAAAACCGUCGCUAGGCGACUUAAAAAAAAAAGAGUUGAUUUGAAAUUGUGGAAUUGUGGCCGAUGUUUGUAAAAAAUACUGUUUUUUCUUACUUAUACUUACUGUAAACAUGAAUAGGAUGAUUUGAGGUGAAAAAAGGAAUGUUUUUUCAUUAUGUAAUGUCCUUUUUAUCUAUAGGAUCUUUAUACCUUACGUUAAAUAUCAUAUGACAUGGCUGGUUGGGCAGGUGUAAUGUGCGAGGAUAUUUAAAACCUGUAUACAAUAAAUUUCUUUCAUUUGUUGAAA
Spodoptera frugiperda (fall armyworm) is the source of this 8144-nucleotide messenger RNA. It is a transcript of the gene Eip93F, whose product is annotated as mushroom body large-type Kenyon cell-specific protein 1. The transcript is spliced from 6 exons. NCBI's taxonomy places the organism in Eukaryota, Metazoa, Arthropoda, Insecta, Lepidoptera, Noctuidae. Gene Ontology annotation, biological process: regulation of transcription by RNA polymerase II. The record is from RefSeq and is a predicted model, not a curated record. Gene Ontology annotation, cellular component: nucleus. Gene Ontology annotation, molecular function: DNA binding. Bases 1207 to 3468 code for a protein of 753 amino acids.